Molecule: messenger RNA, 6866 nt
Organism: Corvus hawaiiensis (hawaiian crow)
Lineage: Eukaryota; Metazoa; Chordata; Aves; Passeriformes; Corvidae
Gene: ADAMTS7
Product: ADAM metallopeptidase with thrombospondin type 1 motif 7
Exons: 24
Coding region: 1-5403 (1800 amino acids)
Biological process (GO): proteolysis; extracellular matrix organization
Cellular component (GO): extracellular matrix
Molecular function (GO): metalloendopeptidase activity
Source: RefSeq, a predicted model, not a curated record
AUGGCGGCCCUGCCCGCGCUGCGCCCGCUCCUGCCCCUCGUCCCCGUCGCCGCCGCGCUGGCGCUGGCCGCGGGCGGGGGCGCCGCGGGGACAGAUCCGCCCCCGCCGCGCUCCGGCAGCGACAUCGUCCAUCCCAUCAAAGUCGACGAGAGCGGAUCCUUCCUGUCCUAUGACUUGUCCCACCGGGCCCUUCACCGGAGGUCUCCUGCCUCCAGGAGCAAGCUUCCUGCGUUCUAUGAGCUGCAAUACAAAGGGCAACCCCUGAAAUUCAACCUGAGCCUGAACAGGCACCUCCUGGCUCCAGGGUUUGUCAGCGAGAGGCGUUUCGGGGGCAUCGCCGGCGCCAAGAUCCAGCCUCACUCCUACAACUCCUGCCAUAUGAUCGGGGAGGUCCGGAGCCGGGCGCUGCAGGGAGGCCUGGCUGCCCUCAGCACCUGCGAUGGCCUGAAAGGUGUGUUUCAGCUCAUGAAUGAGGACUAUUUCAUCGAGCCCGUGUCCAGCAGCCCUCGGGAGGAGGGAGCAGCACAGCCCCACAGGAUCUACAAGCGCCAGGUGCCCAAGGACAGGGCUGAGCAGGGCAGGAGACCCCCGGCUCCACGGGAAUCCUGCGGUGUGCGAGAAUCUCAGGAAAGCCUGGAGAGGUCUGAGAGGCGCAGGGAAAGGUGGGAGCAGAAGCAGCACAGGAGGAGAAGGAUCAAGCAGCGCUCCAUCAGCAGGGAGAAGUGGGUGGAGACGCUGGUGGUGGCAGACACCAAGAUGGUGGAGUUCCACGGCAGUGACAACAUCGAGAAGUACGUGCUGACCGUCAUGAACAUGGUGGCGGGGCUGUUCCACCACGCCAGCAUCGGGAACCCCAUCAACAUCGCCAUAGUGCGGCUCAUCCUGCUGGAGCACGAGGAGGAGGACCUGAAGAUCUCCCACCACGCAGACAACACCUUGAAAAGCUUCUGCAAGUGGCAGAAGAGCAUCAACGUGAAGGGAGACUCCCAUCCCCUGCACCACGACGUCGCCGUCCUGCUCACCAGGAAGGACAUCUGUGCUGCCAUGAACAGGCCCUGUGAGACCCUGGGGCUGUCCCACGUGGCCGGGAUGUGCCAACCCCACCGGAGCUGCAACAUCAACGAGGACACAGGGCUGCCCCUCGCCUUCACCGUGGCCCACGAGCUCGGACACAGUUUUGGGAUUCAGCAUGAUGGAAGCAGCAAUGACUGUGAGCCAGUUGGGAAAAGACCUUUCAUCAUGUCUCCACAGCUCCUGUAUGACACGUCCCCACUCACCUGGUCCCGCUGCAGCCGCGAGUACAUCACACGCUUCCUCGACCGGGGCUGGGGGCUGUGCCUGGAUGACCCCCCAGCCCGGGAGGUGCUGGACUUCCCCCUGGUGCCCCCGGGUGUCCUGUAUGAUGUGGGCCACCAGUGCCGGCUGCAGUACGGCCCCUACUCCACCUUCUGCGACGACAUGGACAGCGUCUGCAACACGCUGUGGUGCACGGUGGGGAACACGUGUCAUUCCAAGCUGGACGCGGCUGUGGACGGCACAGCGUGUGGGGAGAGCAAGUGGUGCUUCAAUGGCGAGUGCGUUCCCGUGGGAUACCGGCCCGAGGCCAUCGACGGCGGCUGGAGCUCCUGGAGCUCCUGGGCCUCCUGUUCCCGCAGCUGUGGUGCAGGAGUGCAGAGUGCUGAGAGGCACUGCAGCCACCCCACGCCGAAGUACAGGGGCCGGUACUGCCUGGGGGAGCGGAAGCGGUUCCGGAUCUGCAACGUGAAGCGCUGUCCCCCGGACAAGCCCUCCUUCCGCCAGGUCCAGUGCAGCCACUUCAACCCCAUGCUCUACAAAGGGAAGCUCUACAAGUGGACGCCGGUGCCCAACAACAUUAACCCCUGCGAGCUGCACUGCCGGCCAGAGCACGAGUACUUUGCGGAGAAGCUGCGGGACGCGGUGGUGGACGGGACGCCCUGCUACGACAGCGACGCCAGCCGCGACGUCUGCAUCAACGGCAUCUGCAAGAACGUGGGCUGUGACUACGAGAUCGACUCGCACGCGGUGGAGGAUCGGUGUGGGGUCUGCCACGGGGAUGGCUCCACCUGCCACACCGUCCACAAGACCUUCGAGGACAGCGAGGGGCUGGGUUAUGUUGACAUCGGGAUUAUCCCCGUGGGAGCCCGGGAGAUCCAGAUUGAAGAAGUGGCAGAAGCUGGGAAUUUCCUGGCGCUGCGGAGCGAGGACCCGGAGAAGUAUUUCCUGAACGGCGGCUGGACCAUCCAGUGGAACGGGGACUACAGGGUGGCAGGGACCACCUUCACCUACAAGAGGACGGGGAACUGGGAGAACCUCACCUCCCCAGGGCCCACCGUGGAGCCUGUGUGGAUCCAGCUGCUGUUCCAGGAGACCAACCCUGGAGUAAGGUACCAGUACACGAUCCAGCGCCCGGCUGACAGCGAGAACGAGAUUGAGCAGCCCGAGUUCCUCUGGCGCUUUGGCUCCUGGACCACCUGCACGGCCACCUGUGGGACAGGGGUGCAGCGGCAGGUCGUGCACUGCGUGGAGAGGCUGGCGGGCCUGGUGGAGGAGCGGUUCUGCGACGCGCUCACCCGCCCCGAUGACCAGCAGCGCACCUGCAGCGAGGAGCCCUGCCCGGCCAGGUGGUGGGUGGGGGAGUGGCAGAAGUGCUCAGCCACGUGCGGCCGGGCAGGGCUGAUGAAGAGGACGGUGCUAUGCAUCCAGAGUGUGGGGCUGGACGAGCAGAGGGCCCUGCAGCCAGCGGACUGCCAGCACCUCGCCAAGCCGGAUGCCACCGCACCCUGUCACCCAGAGGUCCCCUGUCCCUCCCAGUGGGCUGUGGGGAACUGGUCCGAGUGCUCCGUGACCUGUGGAAACGGGACCCAGAGACGCCCUGUCCACUGCAGCAACAGCACCGGGGCUGCGUGUGACCCUGCGGAGAGACCCAGCCCUGAAAGGGUUUGCUCCUUGCCACAGUGCCAGAAGAAAUGGGAUGGUGGCAAUGCGGACUGGUCUGGCAGCGGCUCCUCCAGCAGGGAGAUAUUUAAUGAAAUCCAUUACAUCCCCAGCAACCACAUUGCUAAAUUUAACCCCUUAAUCCCAAACAUCCCGGAGUCCAAUGAUGUCAAUGUCAUCACCGAGGAGGACUUCUCAGCCAGGAAGGGAAAUGUCUUUGUUGAUGAUUUUUACUACGAUUAUAACUUUAUCAACUUCCAUGAGGAUCUGUCUUACUAUCCCUUCACGGAGAAGGAGACCAAAGGUGAGGAGCCAAAGCCAGAGCUGAGCACUGAUGACAUGGAGGGGCCCCUGGAGCUGCCCACUGAGGCCCUGCUCACCACCGACCUGGAAGGAGAGAGCGAGGGCACCAGUGAGGAAAACACUUCAGCUCCUGUGGAUGAGCAAGAGACAGAGCCUGGGGAUUUAGCCACGAAUGACCUCCUGAGUGUGGUCCCUGAGGAUGUGGGAUCAGUCACUCCCAGACACACCACCCCUGGCUUUUUGGGUGAGGAGGGGGAGGAUACAGUGCUUGUGCCCCACUCUGAGCAUCACCCACCCACCCAGAGCUCCGUGAGCCGCAACUCUGCAAAAAGCCACGGCCACCUGCCCUGGGAUGAACCCCACCAAGCUGUGCCCACCAGGACCAGCCCUGGGCAGGAUGCCCCAGUCCAUGGCCUCGCUCCCUGGGAUCCCCACCCAGCUGAUCCAGUGCCCACGGGCUGGGGCAGUGCUGAUGUGGAUGUGUCCCAUGGGCCGGGAGCGGUGGGCAGCGGCGGCGAUGGCCUUGUGAGCACAGAGGGAUAUGGCAUGGCUGGGUCUGCAGGGAGAAGCCACGAGGACUCCAGGGAAAUGGGUCUGGCCAUCACCAGAGACAUUAAUGGUGCAGCUCCCCAGCCCACGGGGCAGCACGGGUGGGCAGGAAUGCCAGAGGGGAUGUUGGACACGCAGGCAGGUGGGCAAUCCCAUGGGAUGGAGAAAGUAGAUCUCUCCUUGCCCACUCCACAGGCCCCGGGCUGGGAGGUGGCAGGGAGUGCUGGCAGCCCCCAUCCUGCUGUGAGUCCCCCUCCUGUGGGUGCUGAUGUGGCCCCCGUGGGGCAGGGAGGGCACCAGCUAGAGCUCCACAGCCCCACAGCCCCCUCCUCAACCCCCUCAGUGGCCACAACAGCCCCUCCAGUGUCCUUGUCCCCUGCCAUGCCCGGGCCAGCCACCCAGCUCACCUCCAGUGGCCUCACCCAGCAGGAUGCCCUGGCCCCAGCCAUGCCCACAGCCCCAGCUCAUGGCCCACCUGCCCACACAGCAGAGAUCCCCCUGGAAUGGGGGACAGAGGGGGUGUCCCAGCUGCCGGAUCCAGCAUUGCCCCACACCAAGCUGACCUCCCAUGGGACCCCACUCAGCGUCACUGCACCAAAGGAACCCUCACCGUGGGCACCCCCAGGGACAUCUGCCUCCAGUGACGGGGGACACGAGUUGUCCCAGCCCACCCCUUUGCCCCCCCCACUCUGGGAGAAGAGGCUGGAGGAGGAGGAGGCUCUGCUUCCACCAUCGACCACCGCAGCAGCCACUGCCAAGCCCAGCUGGGAGGUCGGGAACUGGAGUGAGUGCUCGGCCACGUGUGGUGUGGGCGCGGUGUGGAGGCCCGUGCGCUGCAGCAGCGGCAGUGACAGUGGCUGUGCCGCGGCCGACAGGCCCGUCCCUGCCCGGAGGUGCUCCCUGAGACCCUGCUCAGCCUGGCGUGUGGGCAACUGGAGCAAGUGCUCCAGGAGAUGCGGCAGGGGCACAAAGGUUCGGGAUGUUCACUGCAUUGACACCAGAGACCAGCGGCUGCUGCGGCCCUUCCACUGCCAGGCCGUGCUCUCCCAGCCCCCGGCACAGCUGCCGUGCCAGAGCGUGCCGUGUCUGGACUGGUACACGUCCUCCUGGAGAGAGUGCUCGGAGCCGUGUGGCGGCGGGGAGCAGGCGCGGCUGGUGACGUGCCCGGAGCCGGGGCGCUGCGAGGAGACGCUGCGGCCCAACAGCACCCGGCCCUGCAACACCCAGCCCUGCACCACCUGGGUGGUGGGGUCCUGGGGGCAGUGCUCGGCUCCCUGCGGAGGGGGCAUCCAGCGGCGCCAGGUCAAGUGCAUCGACACCAGGACGGGGGUGGCCGAGGAGGACAGCAGCCUGUGCGACCACGAGCCCUGGCCAGAGAGCACCCAGAAGUGCAACCCCCAGGACUGCGACAGCUCCGAGCCGGGUGUCCCCUGCGAGCGUGACCGCCUGACCUUCGCCUUCUGCCAGACGCUGCGGCUGCUGGGCAGGUGCCACCUGCCCACCGUCCACGUCCAGUGCUGCCGGAGCUGCCGCCAGCACGGGCUGCUGGCAGGGCCCGGCCGGGACCGCGGCGACGAGCGGCUCUCCCGGAGGUGACAGGACCGUCCCGAGGGCGCCGGGAUCCGCGGUGGCUCCCUGUGGCUGCUGAGCCACGGCCAGGACUGGUGGCUCUGCCACUGCCCAGGGAGGCCCCGGGCUCUCUAAUUCGUGCUACUCUCUAAUGGUGCUCAAACCAUCAGUAGGGCUGGUGGGGCUGGGGGUGCAGAUCCCGCUGCUCCUGACAGAGAUUCCAUGACCUGUCGGGGUCACGCUGCCCUGGGGGACCAGCAGGGAGGCUUUUUGGGGAAGGGGAGCUGAAAACAGCAAUAAUUUGGGGAAGACCUCUCAGAAAUGCUUAUGGUGCUAUCAUUUGACAUUUGCAGCCUCUCGAAGGUGUUGGCUGGCCAGCACAAACCUUGACUUUUAUUAUUAUUUUUAUAUAUCUGAAGUGAGCAUCCAGCAUUUUGCUGGCUCUGCCGACCCUUUGGGGUAGGGAUUUUUUUCCUUUAAGGGACUUGAAGCUGGCAACCCAUUCCUGUAAUUUUCAUUAAAAUGUUUAUGCACUGAAGCUAAAUAGAUUUAAUUUAAGAAGUGGAGACAGGGCAGAGGACUAAAGUUUCAGCUUCAGUUGGGGGUGUGCAGGGCUCUGUACCCCAUCUCCCCACUGCUGGCUUUCUCUGCCAAACCCAUUGCUGUGUCCCUCUGGAGCAGAGGGCAUCAUCAGGGACACCAAGGUUUGGAGUCCACCAGCUCAUUCCCUUGCAUGUAUGUGGGCAGGAGAGGGAAGCUGCCCUGGCAGUGGGUGACACAUCCCCUCCUUCGUGGGCAGCCAAUGCUCAGUCCCUGGAUUUCUGUAUGUGUAGCAGUUUAAUGCUCAGUUAAGGUGUUUUUCUGUGGCCUUACAGGCUAAACCCUUUUUUUCCUGCUUAUCUAGAUUCUCCUCUGUUAAGGUUAGCUGAUUUUUAACUAGAAUAUCCAAUUUACUCUGAGGCACAGCCCCUACCGCCUGCUCUCGGAGCGGUGUGGGAAUGAAUCCCUCCCUGUCUUGGGGAGGGUUUGCUGGCAGGUUGGUCUCUGAAGGUGGGCAGGAGCAUUUAGGUAGGAAUUCCUUUCCCUAUUACUCUUCAGGCUGUGGAGGAUGCCCAAAAACUGGGGGACCUUUAGGGGCAACACUCCCUGCACUGGGCAGAGUCAGGCUGGAGCCCGUCCCAGGCUGCACAGCUCCAGAUGCAUCUCCCUGGGCUGUCAGGAGCAACACUCAGUCCAAACAGGGAAAUUCCUGUGUGCGAUUUGUAUGUAAAACACAAGCCGUGACUUCACCAUUUGUGCUUUAUUCUGUUCCAAGGUGAUGUAAAUUUUUUAUGUUCCAAGAGCCUGUGUUCAGUCCUGGUUUCUUUGUCCCCAGCACCAUCUGUCCCCCACCCUGUCACCCUCCCAGGAUUGCAGAGGGACAACCCUUGUGUUGGGGUCUGAUGGCCACAGCUCAUGAGUGUGUUAAAUUAAACAGUUACUGAAGGAAA